Liolophura sinensis is the source of this 1502-nucleotide messenger RNA. RefSeq lists its product as uncharacterized. The record is from RefSeq and is a predicted model, not a curated record. The transcript is spliced from 4 exons. Gene Ontology annotation, cellular component: membrane. Lineage: Eukaryota; Metazoa; Mollusca; Polyplacophora; Chitonida; Chitonidae. Gene Ontology annotation, biological process: transmembrane transport. The coding region runs from base 42 to 1499 and encodes 485 amino acids. Gene Ontology annotation, molecular function: transmembrane transporter activity.
AAUAACUCCGAUAACGGAGCAUCCCAAAGGAUAUAUCGAAGAUGGCGAUGACUGAAAUUCAGAAGAAGGAUGCCAUUCGUGCAUACGGCAACUUCUUCGCCGGAUGUAUUAUGGUCAUCGCUGCCACUUUUGACACGUGUUUUAACAUAUACGCUGUGGAUUUGAAGAAGACAUUUGGAUACUCUCAAACGGAGCUGGAAUUCGUGGCUGCCGCCGGUAUGGUCGGUCUUUUCUUCGCUCUGCCCUGCCCUCUGUUGAUGAAGCGAUUUGGCUUCAACAAGACCAUGGUAAUCACAUUCUUCAUCGCUGAGAUCGGAAUGGUCGGGAUGGGUAUCUGUGCCUCCUACCCGGAUGUCUUCUCCGAUCAAAUUAUCUUAUUCUCAAUAUUCCAGUUCAUGGCAUCCAACGGCAACGUCUACCUACUGCUAAUAGCCAUCGAUCUGAGCGUGGCGUCGUUUCCGAUACGUCACGCAGGUAAACUGAUCGGCGUUCUCAACGCUUUCUGCAGCAUUGGGAACAUCGUUUACGUCGGUAUCUACAGUACGUUUUUCGGCUCCACCGGCAACGUCGCCGGUCUGUUUUUCGCAGCUUCUGGAAUGGUGGCGUUUUGUCUGAUAGGCUACACGAUUUUACAGAACGUCGCACCCGCAAGGAAAGUGAUUGAGGAAGAAAUCGAACCGCCGUCGACACCCGAAGAGAACCACAAUCAACGUUACGGCUAUAGCAACUCGGAGAAAGCCGCCCUGAUUCGCAAGGACUUCCACGAAAGUUUCGAGCUUAUCGAGAAGAAAUCUGACACGGGAUUCCGCGCAAACGACGUCUACGAGCCUCCAGGUUCUGUUCUAACUCUCCCUCUCCUAGCUACGACCUGCCUGUUUCACUUGAUCGCUUGGCCAUCCGCAAUCUCUGAGACCGUUGGCUACCUUUACAUGAACAAUAUCUCCUCUAUGCUGGAGUCACUAGGCAUCGAAGGCAGUCGAGAUCCCUUCAUCAUCGCUCUUACCCUCUCUAGCUCCAUCGUCCGUAUCGCUAUCGGCGCCGUCUUUGACGUUGUCAGGGGCUACAACAGAAGAGUUGCACUGCUCAUUUCCUCCUCCGCCCUCUACGUCCUCUCUAUCGUCGUCAUCUUCUUCGACAUGAAUAGCUACGCCGCUGUCAUGACCGGCACUAUCAUUUCAGGUCUCGGCUUAGGCGUUAUCAUCACCAUAUCCCUCGCUUUCCUCACGAGCAUGUUUGGCAAACAAAACAACAUCCUUGUCCAGGGUUGCUUUCUCACUCUAACGUGCUUCGUGCAGCUCGGCAUGCACCUCAUCGUCGGACAUUUCUAUGACGUGGCGGGCGACCACGCCGCUGCAAUGGCGGACAGCUCAAUCCCAGAAUGCUUCAAUAACUUCUGCUUCCUCUGGAGCCUCCUUCUGAUGUUGAUGGUAUCCUCGCUGUCGAUAGGUUUUUAUUCCGUGCUGUAUAUUAUCAAAGACAAAAUGCAUCUGUACAGAUAAAUA